Molecule: messenger RNA, 1526 nt
Organism: Dipodomys ordii (Ord's kangaroo rat)
Lineage: Eukaryota; Metazoa; Chordata; Mammalia; Rodentia; Heteromyidae
Gene: Znf703
Product: zinc finger protein 703
Exons: 2
Coding region: 20-1198 (392 amino acids)
Biological process (GO): negative regulation of DNA-templated transcription
Cellular component (GO): nucleus
Source: RefSeq, a predicted model, not a curated record
GCGGCGCUGCCUCCUCCAAAUGAGCGAUUCGCCCGCUGGAUCUAACCCAAGGACACCCGAGAGCAGCGGCAGCGGCAGCGGCAGCGGCGGCGGCGGCGGGAAGAGGCCGGCGGUGCCGGCGGCCGUGUCCCUCCUGCCCCCGGCGGACCCUCUGCGCCAGGCGAACCGGCUCCCGAUCAGGGUCCUGAAGAUGCUGAGCGCUCACACCGGCCACCUCCUGCACCCGGAGUACCUGCAGCCGCUGUCCUCCACUCCCGUCAGCCCGAUCGAGCCGCCCUCGGCCCUGGUGGGGGCCGGCCACGUGGCCCCAGUGUCGCCCUACAAGCCCGGUCACUCGGUGUUCCCUCUGCCACCCUCCAGCAUCGGUUACCACGGCUCCAUCGUCGGCGCCUACGCAGGCUACCCGUCUCAGUUCGUGCCUGGCCUGGAUCCUAGCAAGUCUGGGCUCGUGGGAGGCCAGCUGUCGGGGGGUCUAGGGCUGCCUCCCGGCAAGCCCCCCAGCUCCAGCCCGCUCACCGGGGCCUCGCCGCCCUCCUUCCUGCAGGGAUUAUGCCGCGACCCCUACUGCCUGGGAGGCUACCACAGCGCCUCGCACCUGGGCGGCUCCAGCUGCUCCACCUGCAGCGCGCACGACCCGGCCGGGCCCAGCCUGAAGGCCGGGGGCUACCCGCUGGUGUACCCCGGGCACCCGCUGCAGCCCGCCGCGCUCUCGUCCAGCGCCGCCCAGGCCGCGCUCCCGGGCCACCCGCUCUACACCUACGGCUUCAUGCUGCAGAACGAACCGCUGCCGCACAGCUGCAACUGGGUGGCGGCCAGCGGGCCGUGCGACAAGCGCUUCGCCACCUCGGAGGAGCUGCUCAGCCAUCUACGGACUCACACGGCCCUGCCGGGCGCGGAGAAACUUCUGGCCGCCUACCCCGGGGCCUCCAGCCUGGGCAGCGCCGCCGCCGCGGCCGCCGCCGCCGCCUCCUGCCACCUGCACCUCCCCCCGCCCGCCGCCCCCGGCAGCCCGGGGUCACUGUCAUUGCGGAGUCCACAUACUUUGGGGCUAAGCCGGUACCACCCUUAUGGCAAGAGCCACCUCUCCACAGCCGGGGGCCUGGCUGUGCCGUCCCUCCCCGCAGCCGGACCCUACUACUCACCGUACGCGCUGUACGGACAGAGACUCGCGUCAGCCUCGGCGCUCGGAUACCAGUAACCACAGCUCUGCCCCCACCCAGCCCUCCUCUCCCCGGCCCUGUCCCCACUGCCGUGGCCGCUGCAACCUCUGCUAGUCCCUGCCAGGAUCCCGCCCAGGCCCUCCCCACCGAACUGUAUUUAUUUACUAUAAUGUUAGCUUACAAGCUGGGGAUGGCUAUGUGUAUUAACAGCCCACACGAGUCAAUGGUAUGCAAAAAAAGGUCCACGUUCCUCCCGAAUAAUAUUAACCACACCGAUGACUACCUGACCGCCCUCUCCCACCCUUCCUUUUAUUUUUCUUAGGUAUCAGUUUUAAAUUUUUGUUCCUUUGGGGUUUUUUUUUUGUU